GCAAUGGUUGUCCACUCCCUUCCCGGAAUUAAUUGAAACUCUGCGUUUUGGGUUGCACGGGCUACGAAGGGGGUUGCACGGCCGUGCGGUAUGGCCGUGCAAUCGCGGGAAGCUGCAUAUAAACCCAAUUUCGAGUUUUGGAGAAGGGGAAUCAAAUUUUUGGAGCAAAAACAGAGUUCUAGAGAGAGAAAGUGCGAAGAACAAACCCUAGGAGCUAUUUGGAGCAGAUCUCACUAUUGAAGCCCAUAUUGCAUCCUCCGAAGUGAAGAUUGACAUCCUAGAGCAUAUUAUUCCCAUCUUUAUGAGGGUUGUCCUGAAGUGAUUUAAGAGAGGCCAAGCAAGCAACAUUCUCAAGUUGGUCAAGCUUAAAGCCAAAGUGUGAUAACGACGAACAUUGAAGGUAUGACACUCGGACCAAGUCGUGUUAACAAAAGGAAGGGAGAUGUUAGGGACCAAUUACCACCUACAACUAGAGUAACUCGAAGAACACAGCAGCAGACAGAACCAGCUGAAACCAAUGUGCCACCUAGGAGAAAUGUUGAGCCAGUGCCAAGAUCCAUGACAAACGACAGAACUAUUGAGACUGAAACUGUAGAGAAGGGAGCUCCAGCUACAGAAACAGCUCCAGAAUGUCCGCCACACAAGAAAAAAUGUGGAAAAGCAAAAGGACUUGAAGUGGUAAAGCUGACCCGAGAUGGCAGCAAGAUUGGCGGGAUUCAAGUUGCCGCAGGAGCAAAAAAGAGUAAGUUUGAAAUCAAUAUGACUAACGAGGCUAUGAGGAGGGCGGUAAACUAUUCCCUGUCUAGGAGUUUCACUCAGUUUAAGCACCAUUUCCAUUCUCAUUACCAGGCUUUAGGUGCGGACAAUGCUCGGCAAACACCUCUUGCAAAUAUCAGUAUGGAUGAUUGGUUGCUCUUAUGUGAGCAUUUUGAAUCUCCACAGUUCAAGGAAAAGGAAGCAGCAACCCAGACAAAUAAGGACAACACUGGUGAAGUAUCUGAUGACUGGAGAAUGAGACUGACCAAUUAGAUGAUGUAGAGGAAGAGUCUAAGGAAAUUAAGGUAUAUGCAGCCACACACAAGAGGACUGAUGGAAGCUGGGUUAAUGAACAACCUCAUCAAAACUUUAAGGAGAUGAAUAGAAUGUAUGUUGCAUCUGUACAAGAAGGGAAACCAUUGUCUGGUGCUGAGGUUGCUCGAUUGUGUUGUAAAAAGCACCAAGUUAUGCGAUGAAAGAGAAACCACCUACCGAAGGCGAGAAGGUCCUUGAAGCACGUUUAGAAAGUUCUUUGGCUGCUACAGACCAACUGAGGAAAUUUUUUUUGAGGAAAAAUAAAAUCCCAACAGCAACAGAUUCAAUCCCAGCGGCAGCAAAUAGCAUCCCAACAAGAGGAGAUACAAGGUCAAAACCAGACCAUACAGUCAUUGCGCUCUUCUCAGGUUGAGAUGAAGAAGUAUGUUGACUCACAACUAGCUAAACUUAGGAGCGUUUAGUUCAAGG
Messenger RNA from Linum tenue, 1500 nucleotides. Lineage: Eukaryota; Viridiplantae; Streptophyta; Magnoliopsida; Malpighiales; Linaceae. The record is from the annotation of a GenBank genome assembly.